GACAGCACGCGAUGGCGUCCGUCGCCGCAUGGCUGCCGUUCGCGCGCGCCGCGGCCAUCGGCUGGGUCCCCAUUGCCACACACCCCCUGCCCCCGCCCCCCGUCCCCAAGGAUCGACGCCGAGCUGAGGAUGAGAAGCUCCUCAUCAACGUCUCCGGGAGACGGUUCGAAACCUGGCGGAACACCCUCGAGAAAUAUCCCGACUCCCUCCUAGGUUCCUCUGAACGCGAAUUCUUCUAUGAUGAAGACAGCCGGGAGUACUUCUUCGAUAGAGACCCCGAUAUAUUCAGGCAUAUACUCAAUUAUUAUAGGACGGGUAAACUGCAUUACCCAAAACACGAGUGCUUAACUGGUUACGAUGAGGAAUUAGCUUUCUUCGGCAUCCUCCCGGACGUUAUAGGUGAUUGUUGCUAUGAAGACUACAGGGACAGAAAGCGGGAGAAUGCCGAACGUCUCAUGGACGACAAGCUCAGUGAAGCUGGCGACCAGAGUCUGCCCCAGCUUACAGAUCUGCGGCAGAAGAUGUGGCGGGCGUUCGAGAACCCGCACACGUCGACUGCGGCUCUAGUAUUUUACUAUGUUACCGGAUUUUUCAUUGCCGUCUCUGUGAUGGCGAACGUCGUAGAGACGGUACCCUGCGGGCACAGACCUGGCCGCGCGGGGACCCUGCCCUGCGGGGAGAGAUAUAAAAUAGUAUUUUUCUGCUUAGACACAGCUUGUGUGAUGAUUUUCACAGCUGAAUACUUACUGCGACUGUUCGCUGCGCCGGAUCGUUGCAAGUUCGUUCGAUCCGUCAUGUCCAUUAUUGACGUGGUGGCUAUCCUGCCUUACUACAUAGGGCUGGGAAUAACUGACAAUGAUGACGUCUCCGGGGCGUUCGUGACCCUGCGGGUGUUUCGAGUGUUCCGAAUCUUCAAGUUUUCCCGGCACUCCCAGGGACUGCGGAUCCUGGGCUACACGCUGAAGUCGUGCGCCAGUGAACUCGGCUUCCUUGUGUUCUCCCUGGCGAUGGCUAUCAUCAUAUUCGCAACUGUAAUGUUCUACGCUGAGAAGAACGAACAGGACACAAAUUUCACAUCCAUUCCAGCUGCCUUCUGGUACACCAUUGUGACAAUGACCACCCUGGGAUAUGGUGACAUGGUACCAGGCACCAUAGCGGGCAAGAUAGUUGGAGGCGUGUGCUCCCUCUCCGGAGUGUUAGUGAUAGCCCUGCCCGUGCCCGUCAUCGUCUCCAACUUCUCCAGGAUCUACCACCAGAACCAGAGAGCUGAUAAACGGAAGGCGCAGCGGAAAGCCCGGCUCGCCCGAAUCCGCAUAGCCAAAGCGUCAUCAGGCGCGGCCUUCGUCUCCAAGAAGAAAGCAGCUGAAGCCCGCCUCGCCGCCCAGGAGUCUGGCGUGGAACUGGAUGACGCUGGGCGGGAUGAAGACAUCUUCGAGUUGCAGCAUCACCACCUGCUGCGGUGCUUGGAGCGUACCACGGAUUUUCAAAAACAAUCCGACAAAACAUUCCAGGAUCGUGAGUUUGUCGAAAUGGAGAACCCAUACAACGGCGCGGUGAAGCGUCCGGGCUCGCCGUCCCCGCUCGCUUCGCCCGCGCACUCGGGCCGCGCGCCCGCGCUGCUCGCCUGCUGCGCGCGCUGCGGCUGCUGCCCGCAGAAGUACCAGAAGCGUCGUCGUUCCGUACGGUGCGUCAGUCCGAUCGGACUCGCUACGGGUCCGCGUCGUGAGGUCCUGCUAUUAGACUCGAGUAGAAAAAGAGCGCGAGGUACUCGGAGGUACACGGCGACGUCUCGGCCCUCGGACACGUCCGUGUCGGCCGCGCCCAGCGAAGACCCCUUACCACAAGCGUGUGGCAAGUACAUUCCAGCAGGCAGCACGGUGCAGGGCAACCAGACCGGCGUGGCGAUGGACGGCACGUACCUCGUUGAAGCGUCGUUCUAGGACCCGUCUACUAGCGCUCAUGUUGAGAGCUAUGUGUAACGAGAACUGACUCCUGAGUGACAUUUGCCGCAAUUAUUAGGUUAUGUCUACAGCAUCUAACGUGAUACUGCCCGAUCGAGAUAUCAUAGAUUUAGACAUUCGGAUGGAGACCUGUAUGAGCUCGUCUCGCUCCAUUCGCGAAGGAUUUGGCAAACAGAAUGACGGUACCGAUGUGGAUAACAGAAUCGCAAUGAGCGUUAGUCGUAGGUAGUAAAUUCAAUUAUAGUGUGUGUUUAAGAUAAUAUAAUUUGCGCUAUCUAGGCUUUUUAAAAUCUUCAAGUCUUCAGGUCACGUGUUUCUAAUAGAAAGGACUGUAUCAAAUAACUCGCUCGAGGUACGCGUUCGAAAAGACAGCUUUCAAUAGUCGGGGAAGUCGAAGAAUCAUAUCAUGUUAGGCGAAUAGUUCGAUUCAGAGGAAUUGAGCACUGGGAAUCCUGUUUUCGGUUAUAUCAGGAUGCUAGUGCCUUCGGAGAUCAUUGAUACAUUAAACUGUUACUCUGUGUUAGUGAAGUAUAGUUAUUAGAUAUUCUCUUAUUAAAAUUAUCUCGAUAUUAUCGGCGCGUAGCGGUCAAUCUAACUGUUUGUACUUAUCUGUGGGUUUCGACCAGAUGUCAGUUUGACAGCUGUUUUGGCGCGAAUUCGUAAAGUUGAAAGCUUCUUGGUUAAAGAAUGUUGACUGUUUGUUGAUAAGAACUAUAUGCAGUGAUAUUUAAUUUAGUUUGCCUACUCGAUAUCUUAUUUGAGGUUUAAUGAUAAGUAAGCGACGCAACGUGCUCGCGUCAUAUUUUAAUGUAUUUCUUAUUGGCACGGACUAUUCGGAAAUAAGGAAAUUUCAAAUAUGUAUUGCCAAUUGAUCUGUAUAUAUAUUUAAAAUACGCUACGUGCCACGUAUUAAACAUUGAUAUUACGACUCAUUGCAACGCGCAAUGUAUAAAAUAAUAAAAUUCUUAUCCAAUGGAUGUUUUAAGUCCUUAGACCCUUAUAAAUAUGUCUUAUGAAAGCUAUAGAGAAAUAAUGUUAUAUAUAGAUAGAUGAAUUUAUGUGGUUAUGAUAGAGAUUUAUUUAAUAAUUAAAUGUUAAAACAUAGCCUUAAGUAUAAAUAACCGUGGGAGUUUGCAUUGAAUGCAUGUUUUGAUUACGUAGGUUAAUUUUAAUUUUUAGUAGUCGUGGGAUCGUUGGUUACGAAGAAAGAAGAAGAUAAAGGGAAUAAAAUACUACGUUAUUUUCUCAUUAAUAAAGAACAUUUUAUACUUAAACUCGAAUUACAGUUUUUCAUACAAAUGCACAUCGUAUAGAGACGACUUGAAGACUUCUCCGCUUUUUUACUUUUUCAAUGCUAGCCAAAUUAAAUUAUUAUUAAGAACAGUAUAAUUGAUUUUCUAUAUUUGGGUAUAGCGUAUAAAAUGUUCUUAAUUGUAUAGUGUCGAAUGAUUGAGGAAGGACAAACUUUUUCCGGUUUUUCAACGAUCCCACGGUAUAAUCUGUAAACCGAAUUCAGUGUUAAUAAUACUUCUUCCAAUAAUGCCAUUAUAAUUAUCUAUUAAUAUUCGAAAGUAGACAUUCAAUUUGGUAUAUUAUAAAAUUAAUAAUUGUAUAAGAAACGAAUAAUAUUAAUUCUCUAAUUCUUUUUACCUAUAUCUUCUUUUUUAUUGUAAAUCUGGUAAUUCUUAAUUGCUAAUAAAUAUUUAUAAUUGAGCCAAUAAAGGAUAAAAUUAAAAUAUUGGUUAUUUAGUACGUGUGAGUGAAGAAGGAAUACGUGUGAGUGAGAUGUGAAACAAUAAGUUGAUUGCAUUCUUUAUUGGCGCGUAUUUCAAGAACCUUCUCGAAAUAAUUAUUCAAAUUUAAAUUUUCUCCUAAUUCCAAUUUCAAAUGCGUCAUAAUAAAUUUACGUCAGAAUUCGUAUGUAUUGAUAAUCUGUUCCCUGUGAUUCUUAUGGCUGUAGAUGUUUCUAAAUGUAUAAAAUAUUUAUUAUCUGUCCAGCGUUUAGAUUCAUAUGAAUUGUAUUGGUAAAUAAUUAUACCAAUGAUAAUAAAUAUCUAUUUCAAAUUUAAAAAUACAAUAAAUAAAGAGCAAGAUUUAUAUUCUGAAUUUAACUUGAAAUUUCGAUAGCAUGCAAUUUGAAAAAAACUUAUUUAUCAAACUAUAAUAAUAAUUAUAUUUGGAUUGGUAUUACAAUUGUAAAAAAAAAAUAACAUCAAUCGAUUUCAGCAAGAUUGGUAAACUUUAAUGCAUUUUUAUGUCACGACAGAUUUUUAAAAUAAUGUCAAAUUAAUAAACGUCGUGAUAUUUAUUUUAAGUGACACGAGGCCUAUGUUUAAAAUAC
Messenger RNA from Colias croceus (clouded yellow), 4302 nucleotides. RefSeq names its product potassium voltage-gated channel protein Shal (gene Shal). Gene Ontology annotation, biological process: protein homooligomerization; potassium ion transmembrane transport. Gene Ontology annotation, molecular function: protein binding; A-type (transient outward) potassium channel activity. Bases 12 to 1940 code for a protein of 642 amino acids. The transcript is spliced from 7 exons. Gene Ontology annotation, cellular component: membrane; voltage-gated potassium channel complex. Lineage: Eukaryota; Metazoa; Arthropoda; Insecta; Lepidoptera; Pieridae. The record is from RefSeq and is a predicted model, not a curated record.